AAUGUUAGAAUAGCAUACAACAUACUCUGCGAGCACAAGGUUUUUGAUUGGCACGGAGAGAAACAAACACGUAAAGAAAGGCAGAAUAAACCUCAAAAUUUGAAGGUUAGAGACCCUAUAUAA
Molecule: messenger RNA, 123 nt
Organism: Scutellospora calospora
Lineage: Eukaryota; Fungi; Glomeromycota; Glomeromycetes; Diversisporales; Gigasporaceae
Source: the annotation of a GenBank genome assembly